This is a messenger RNA of Trichoderma asperellum CBS 433.97, 815 nucleotides long. RefSeq lists its product as uncharacterized. The record is from RefSeq and is a predicted model, not a curated record. Lineage: Eukaryota; Fungi; Ascomycota; Sordariomycetes; Hypocreales; Hypocreaceae.
AUCCACUCGCUCGCUUUCACAGUCCAGCCACAUUCGUUGUUGCUCAUCAAAAACCAAAAAAAUACCAAAACAUUAGCCCUUAAUAAUUCCCCCGGAAUCCAAUCUAAUACCGUCAAAAUGAAGGCCGCCACCGUUCUCGCUGUUACCUUUGCCGCUCUGGCCCAGGCUCAGACCCGCGCUGAUAUCCCCUCUUGCGCUCUGCCCUGCCUCGACGCUGCCGUCACGGCCAACACCAAGUGCUCUACCACCGACUACGCCUGUAUCUGCAAGGACUUCAGCGCUGUCCAGACCUCUGCCACCUCUUGCGUCAUCGAGAAGUGCGGUGCUGAUGUUGCCCUGAACAAGGUCCUCCCCGCCACUCAGGCUCUCUGCAAGGCCCAGUCUGGCUCUGGCUCCUCUGCUGCUGCCAGCUCCAGCGCCGCUGCCACCAGCGCUGCCGCUACCUCUGCUCCCGCCAGCUCUGCCCCUGCCAGCUCCGCCCCUGCCAGCUCUGCUCCCGCCACCUCUGCUGCCCAGACCUCUGCUGCUGCUACCACCUCUGCCGCUGGCACCACCAUCGUCACCAGCAGCACUCCUGCUGGCACCGGUGCUCCCCCUGCUGGCAACCGAACCACCACCGGCCCCACUCACGCUCCCACCAACGCCGGCCCUGUUGUCCUGCCCGGCCUUGCCAUGCUCGCUCUCGGUGCCCUUGCCCUGUAAGGGACUUGAAUACUCACGGAUACCCAAAGGCGAGAUUUCAAGAUUGGAGACGAUGUAUGGGAUGGGAGGAAUUAGGAUGGAAGGAAUUUGGAACAGUUUUUAGUGUGCUGGGG